Molecule: messenger RNA, 1803 nt
Organism: Paramecium tetraurelia
Lineage: Eukaryota; Ciliophora; Oligohymenophorea; Peniculida; Parameciidae
Exons: 5
Source: RefSeq, a predicted model, not a curated record
AUGAGAAGACCAUAAAGUGCAUAAGUUACCAAAAUCUUCAUCAAUCGACCCAAAGAUGAAAUUAUAGAAACCAGACAGCAACUUAAUUAAUUAACUGAUGAGCACAGGAAAAUUAAAACUCAAAACAUGCAACUCAAAAGAUAACUUAUGAGAUACGAGCAUAUCGACGAGAACCUAAUUAAUUCCUAAUAAUUAUUAGGACGUGCUUCUGAACAACCUAGCAUCAUCCCUACUCUAAAAUAUAAAAUAAGAGUCUAAUAAAAUGAAAUUGAUGUUUUAAGAUAACAAUUAUAGGCACAAUAAAAACAAAUGAGAGUCACAUCAAUCUAAGAAUUAUAAUAUCAAAUCCAGCAAUAUCAAGAAGAAACUGUUAAUCUUAAACAAAUGCUUGAUGAAGCAUUGAACAUUAAAAAUGAAACCUAAAAGUCUCAAUAUAUUGGCUAUUUGUCUAAAAUCCAAGAAUUGAAAUUGGAAAUCAAAUAAUAUAAUCAGCUCUGCGAAAACCAAUAAAGAGAUAUUAAACAAUUGCAAUCAUAAAUCAAAUUGUAAUCAGAUCAAUUAUAAUAAUUAAAUGCCGAUAAAAAAAAAUAUGAAAAUCAACAAAAAGAACCCUAAAUAUAAAAACAACAGCAAAUGGAAAACUCCAACAUAUUCUCUAAAUCAGUUGUAAUCAAAGACCCAAAAAAAAGAGAUGAAACUCCUGAAUAAUACUCUGGAAAUGAAAACACUCUAUUAUCCUAAUUACAAGAAAAAGAGAGAAAAAUCCGAGAUCUUGAAGAGAACCUAACUAGUCUCAAUAAAACUCACAAUGCAAAAAUUAAUCAAUAAUUACAGUACAUUGAAUAAUAGAAUGCCCAAUUAGGAAUGAAAUAGAAUAUCAUCUAAAAUUUAGAAUAAGAAGUCAAUAAAUUGGAACUCCAAAUUAAAGACAUCAGACUUAAGACCUAAUAAAUGCUGUAAAACAAGGUUUGUGAGGAAAAAGGCACCUAAAUUCCACAUAAAUCCAAAUGGACUACCGAAGAAAUUAAGGCCACCCUAAGAUUUAGAUUAAAGAGAUCCAUGAUUGAAUAGAAAGACGUAUCGGAAUUCUUACUAAAAAAAGGGGAUUAAAGAUUCUUCUCCAUUUAAUCACGAUUCUAAAAAUUCCCAUUCAAUUUGAAUGCCGAACAAUCUUACCACAUUACUAUGUUUCUGUUAACUGAGGAAUCCCCAUUUGGUUAGAGUACCUUGGAAAAAGACCUACCACAAUCAGUACUCAAAUCCAGGAUAUCUCACCUAUUACCUUAAUAUGAAUUAAUGACUAUUGAAGAAGAAGGAUAGUUAUUUUCAUGCAUCUCAAGAAAGCUUGUCAAUAAGUUGAAUCUAUUACAAGAUUCUGUCAAAUAGAUUAAAAAAAUUGAAAAAUCCAAUAUUAAAGAUGGGUUUUGUCUACCAAAAUAAUUAUUAGAAGCAUUUACUUAUAUUUUAGAUAACUCCCUCUCUGAAAAGGAAGUUGAAUACUUAUAUUAACUAAAUUUUGAAAUCACUAAAUCCCCUAUUCUGAUUAAUAUUUCAAGAAUUGUCCAACUAUUCUAAAUGAAGCCAAAAUCUGGAAUUAGCAAAAUCUGUAAGAUUAUUCUUUAUAUAUUUUAAAGAGAAAGAAUUAUCGUUGUUUCCAUCUACUUUGUUAUUUUCCUACAAUAAAGAAGCGAUAGUGAAACCAAAAAGACCAUCGAUGCUACUUAAUUAGAAUGUCUCGCCUAAACAAAGUGUAUAAGGGUAGCAAAGGAUAUUAAAAUUAAAUCAAGCCUUUUCAGCGGUUGA